Messenger RNA from Marchantia polymorpha subsp. ruderalis, 4653 nucleotides. The record is from the annotation of a GenBank genome assembly. NCBI's taxonomy places the organism in Eukaryota, Viridiplantae, Streptophyta, Marchantiopsida, Marchantiales, Marchantiaceae.
AAUAGUGGUCAUAAGGAACCGGGACCAGGUAGAUAACAAAAAAGGAUGGGAAGAUCCCAUCGAGCGGUACAAGUAUGACACGAAGCGGGUAACCAGGGGCUAGACAGGUCAUACGACCUUAGAGAGAGAUCAUAGCAGCCAUUCAGAUCACGAGUUGCAUCUGACAAAAAUUUGCUAGCGGCACAGGCAGGUGGUAGUAGUGGUAGUAGCUAACGAAGGAGACGGAUUGUCGAUACUCGAGCAACGCAUGCACUAGCAACCAAGAUGCCAUGCUCUACGAAUCUAGACUGCUGUCCACGACCAGCCAAGACUACGCAGGUGGAAGUCCAGGCAUCCGGCGAUCGGCGAUCGGUGAUCGGACCACGUCGCACAAGGCAGAUCCGAAAGAUGUGAACAGCAACGAGCAGCACUGCCACGGCAAAAGUUCUGUAUUCACUAGAUCAUGUCCGAAUACGAGCAGGAAGCAUGCAUGCAGGGCAUAGAAAGAAGAGGCGCAGCGAUCAAGCGCCACCUCUAGCACGAAAUUCGAACCAAACGCAGAUCCAUGCCCCGGCACCUUCAUAGCGAACAGAAGCUCCUUCCGAACAAAUGCAUGCCAUGCUGAGGAAGAUUGUAAAGUUCAAGGUGAAAUCUCGUCGGAGAUUGCCGAGUCGAACGCAAUCGUCGGGGUAUGAUGCGGGAUCUUCGCGCUCUUGGUGCUCUUUGUGAUGAAGAAUCCGAUGCGAGCUGCAUCAGAAGAGUGGUAUUUCGUCACGAAGGGCAGACGAGAGUCGAGCGACAUCGACUCGUCUCCUUGACUGGAAAUGACGGCAUCGUCGCGAUGCCACACUUGCCGUCCACAGAUUUCCCAUUCCUCUCGAUUCGGAUGUAGCCCUUCUCGCCCCACGAGGUGCCCCACGAAUUUUUCACCAGCCAGAAGGGCCGCCCGUUCCUCGACCCGUAGCCCACGAUCAGCACGGCGUGGUCGAUCUUGCUCCCACAUUUGCCGAUGAAAACGCCGGACGAGUAAAAUUGCAGAUCGUUGUUCGUGGCCUCGAUCAUGGCGCUCACGGGCUGCCGGGCCACGGCCUUCUUCAGCUCGGCCUCGUUGCUCGCCGCGACGUACUCGAAGCCAUCGAUCGCGACGGCGCGGCUGUCCAGGACGGCCGGGUCGCAGACGUCCUGGUUGGCGUUGUACGGGCAGGCGUCCUCCGUGCCAAUUCCGCCGUUGUCCACGAUGAAUUGGAAGGCGCGGUCCACGCGGCCCGCUCCGUCGCAGCCCGAAUCGCUUGCGACGCAGUCCAGGAGCUCCUGCUCCGACAGCGAGACCAGCGACCCCGUCGCGAUCUUGUUGAUGCCCUCCACCGCGCCGGUGGCCGAGAACGCCCAGCCGCUGCCGCAUCGUCCCUGGUCCUUCACGCCCGUCACGGCUCCGUGCUGCCGCCAGUCCACCAGCAGCGGCAGCUUGGCCUUGCGCCAGCCUUGCGGGUCCCCGCGACCGGACUCCGCCGUCGCGCUCCGCUGCUCCCCCCGCUCCGCGACGCUCGCGUUGCCGACCCGGCUCCUGAAUUCCUCUCGGCUCAUGCCCGUGAACCGGUUCAGCCCCAGCCGGUACCCGUUGGUGCGUCUGGCGCGCUCGUUGUGCUCCUCGAUGUACCGGACGUUGGCUUUGAAUACCGCGAACCGCUCCUCCUCCCCCGAUGCGCUCCUGCGGCCGACGCCGUGCGUUACGGCCCAAGACUCGUACAACGCUCGCAAUUCGCCCUCCGAUUCCAGAUCGAUCAAGCCGUCGGGGCCUCGGCCUCCUGGCGCCGUGUGCUCGGCGCAUGCCCCCGUGACGCACCGCAGUGCCACCAGAAGCAAGAGUAGAGAAAUCUGCACGGCCAUGGCAGCAAUCCCUCGGGACGAAUUCUCCAGCCGACUUCUGUGCGAAUGGAGUGAGGAAUUUUUUUUUUCUGUCUUCGGUUUUCCCCUUCGCGAAAUCUGAAGCUCGUCACGCGAUGCUCUCGAGAGUUGCAAGCCUUCCUUUCUUCGGCAGCGCCCUUAAAUAUCAGCAGUCGAAUCUGCUCGUUCCAGGAGAGGAUAAUCUUCAGCUUCAGUCAUCCGCGAAGAGGAAAGAUCGGACCUGAAGAGUCUGCGCUCGUCGGACUGAUGAGGGUUCGCAGUGAGAUCGAUCCAUAUUCAAUGACAAUAAAAAGAGUGAAACUCAAACCCCGAACCCUGAGCAGCGUCAUGAUUGACUGAUUGACUGAUCAUCACAGGGAGUCCGGGCUUGCGCACAACACGACCCGAGCCGAGCCGAGCCGAGCCAGGCCAGAUCGUUGCGCUUUUCUCCGGUGCUUCGCAGUGCGGUGCUUUAUCGCUUUUGGCCUUUUGGAACAGGUCUAUCCUCUCCUCCGUGACGGGGUGUACGUUGGCAGGAAAGCUCUGACAAUUUAGGGCAGCAUGGCUUUCGAGUGCGGACACGGAGACAUCUGGCGCGACUCCGUGAUGAGUUCUAAGUCACAUUCAUUGGCCUCUCUCUCUCUCUCUCUCUCUCUCUCUCUCUCUCUCUCUCCAUGAUUUUGGGGUCCGAACCUUCGGGCUAAGGCCCAGGUCCAAAUGGAUCGGUGCUUGUUUCCGGCGAGCAUAUAUCUCUGAGUUUGCAGUAGCCGGUUGUCUUAGAAUAUUGGCAAUCGGAUCUUCAACUGUGUGGAUACUGUCUGUGAAUUGGGAGUACUCGUUAGCCUCACUCGCUACACAGUUCAGAUUCUUUUAUGUCUUCCCCCAUCUGGCAUCGGCGUAUACUUGAGCAUUGAUUAACUUUCUAUAUUGAAGCUGCCCGCCCACGCUCUCGUGCUCCCGGGGAGGACUGACUCGCAAGGCUCGCAGCUGCUUUGUGGUCAACAUGAGGCCCUUGAAAGUCCAUCGAUUACAGAGAUGAGCAAAAAACGUUUGCAUCGCCAGGGAAGGCAUCUUCGGGUUCAGCUUCAUAUUGAGCACUGGUGAGUCAAGGCACGAUCCAUGCGGACGGACAAUACGAUAGGAAUCAACGUGAGUCUCUAGUAUCAGGCGAUUUAGAAAUUCGAUGAAGAUCCAAGAGUUUCGGUGUUAGCAGUCUGUCUCUGGAUCGACGGAUCGAUUGUUGAAUAAUUCAAAGCUCCCACCCUCACUGUUCGUCAGUCAAGAGAAUCUGCCACUGCAGCAAACUCCCCGUAAUCGAGUCCGCUUCUGAUGCAUCGCCUGACUUGCAUCCGGGAUUGACGAUGUCUUCUUCGGGAACUGCAAUGUGCCAAAAACUCGAAGGGUUCAGGAACUGUCUUGCAGAAUCACAACGAGGAUCAGUCAGGCCGUUACUUAUCUGUCUUCGGUGAAAAGGAUGAAAUAUGCAAGCGACGGCCAAGUAUUAUAGAUUGAGACAUCAAGUAUCAGGACCGAUCGUACAUAAAGUAGCAACAGGAAAAGGCUUUGUCUUACAUCCUCCUGCUUUGGAUUUCUACACCGGGUCACAGUACUGGCUAACUGUACCAUGCGAGGACUAGGAUCAAGAAGGAGAGCAAGGAUUUAGCACUAAAGCAGGGCAACUCAUCGAUUGGCAUUCCAUCGACAGUCUUCUCCCAGAAUCGUCGUCGCACUUCGGGCCCUUCAAUAUUUACGCUAGCAUAGUGAACCAAAACGCGGCCGAGCAGUGUCAUCUGUUCGAAACUCUGUCUGCGACGGGCGAUCACAGCGAAGAAAACAACGCUCCAGAGACUAAUGUAAUCAUACCUUGACAACGAUCAGAGACAUCAGAUCCAACUCUGAGCUACCAACGGAGAGUUGUACAGACCUCAUUUGCCUCAAGGACUGCGAUUUCCCAAGCAUUACUCAAAACUAUGUGUCUCUGAUUUGAUGACCUGAGCUGGUGAGCUUGAUGUCUCCGACAUUUCUUCCUGACAUGCACAACGGAUCGUUCGUUAUAAUGCCAUGAAUCGGCAUUCGCUGCAGGGCUUUACUCCACCCGAGCAAUCCCCACGACGAUCAGCGUUUGCUCGUUCGUGCCAAGAAGAGAGCUGCUGAAAUGAUGGAGGAGACACAGCAAUUCCCCUGGCUGCUGGACUGACUGAUCCUAUGAAAAGAAAAUGGGCCCCGAAUUGCCGGAGCACCGGACUUUCUGUUGUGAAUGAAAGCUUGACACAGGCGUUUGGAAGUGGAGGACGUUGAUGAACAGGAAACUAGGACUGGAAGGGAUUAUACUUCAAGGUGACCUAGCGAACCCCACCGUGAUUCAUUAUGAAGUCAUACAAGUCACACACUUUCAGGCAGAGAUCAGACUGAGAAGCUGACAUGGUCAAGCACUGAACUGAAAGAAUCAGUGCUUCUAAUUCUUACCUCUGACAAUCGCCUGUUGUAUCUGAAUCUGCCGUCCCGAGAUUGCAACUUAUUUGUGAAUAAUUACACAAUAUAUUUACAAUAGACUGCCUUCGUCAUCAUCGGGCAUUUGGUCUAGUGGUAUGAUUCUUGCUUUGGGUGCAAGAGGUCCCGAGUUCGAUUCUCGGAAUGCCCCCUUUACCUACGCGACUUAUUUUUGCACACAGAUAGGAAGAUCUGUCACUUCAUCAACCACAUAUCAAAAAAUGUGUCCUUUUUUAGGGAUCUUUAUUUUGUUAAGAAAUUAUAUUUUUGCACACAGAUAGGAAGAUCUGUCACUUCAUC